Salvia miltiorrhiza (redroot sage) is the source of this 969-nucleotide messenger RNA. Its product is annotated as cytosolic sulfotransferase 5-like. NCBI's taxonomy places the organism in Eukaryota, Viridiplantae, Streptophyta, Magnoliopsida, Lamiales, Lamiaceae. The record is from RefSeq and is a predicted model, not a curated record. Bases 1 to 969 code for a protein of 322 amino acids. The transcript is spliced from 2 exons. Gene Ontology annotation, molecular function: sulfotransferase activity. Gene Ontology annotation, cellular component: cytoplasm. Gene Ontology annotation, biological process: sulfation.
AUGUCAUCUUCAAAUUCCUUCCAAUGGCCACAACUAUCCCAAGACUUCAAAGAGUUCCUCUCCACUCUACCUAGAGAAAAAGGAUUCGCAAAAGAACCUCUCUACCUCUAUCAAGGUUUCUGGUACGAGGACGUCUUUCUCGAAGGUGCAAUUUCAAGCCAAGAACAUUUCCAAGCGGAGGAUUCUGACGUCUUCGUCGCCUCCACCCCGAAAUGCGGCACCACGUGGCUGAAGGCGAUCGCGUUCGCUCUACUGAACCGGAGGCGGAACCAAGCCCCGGACCACCCCCUCCUCUCCAACAACCCUCACGACCUGGUGCCCUACCUCGAGAUGGACCUCUACGGCGAAAACAAAGCCCUCGACAUCGCCUUGUUCCCCUCCCCACGCCUCCUCGCCACGCACAUGCCGUAUUCCUCCUUGCCGAAGUUGAUCAGGAGCAGCGGCACCAAGUGCAAGAUCCUGUACGUGGCGAGGAACCCGAAGGACACCUUGGUGUCGAUGCGGCACUUCUAUACCAGGGUGAGGAUGCUGGACUUGAUGUGGGCGGAGUCGUUCAAGCUACUCUGUGAGGGACUGAGCGGCUAUGGGCCAUUUUGGGAUCAUAUUCUUGGAUAUUGGAAGCAGAGCUUGGAAAACCCUGAUAGGGUUUUGUUCCUCAAGUACGAGGAUAUGAAGGCGAGGCCGGCCGCGGAGGUGCGCCGUGUGGCGGAGUUCCUCGGCUGCCCUUUCUCAGCGGAGGAGGUGGAAGCUGGGGAGGUUGAUCGGAUCUUGGAACUGUGUAGCUUUGAAGUUCUCAGCGGUUUGGAAGUGAACAAGAAGGGGAAGCUAAUGGUGACUGGUGUGGAUAAGAGUGCUUUCUUUCGUCGAGGAGAGGUCGGGGAUUGGAAGAAUCAUUUAUCGCCGGAGAUGGCGGAGAGGAUAGAUCGGAUUGUUGCUGAGAAGCUUUCUGGGUCAGGAUUAUUCCUAUAA